AAUAUCAAGUGAGACCACUCUCUCUCUCUCUCUCUCUCUCACCGAUCUCUGCGUAAAUGAUGGUGGUCCAACUAUGGGAGACCCUCAAGGAAACAAUUACAGCUUACACUGGACUCUCUCCGGCCGCGUUUUUCACCGUCUUAGCCCUCGCUUUCGCCGUCUACCAAGUCGUCUCCGGUUUCUUCGCCUCCCCUCAAGAGCACCGCCCGCGCUCCACGGAGGUACACCCGCCUCUUCCGCCGCCGGUUCAGCUCGGAGAAAUCACGGAGGAGGAGCUGAAGCAGUACGACGGCUCCGAUUCCGAAAAGCCCCUCCUCAUGGCGAUCAAAGGCCAGAUCUACGAUGUUUCCCAGAGCAGGGUGUUCUAUGGACCAGGUGGACCAUACGCUUUGUUUGCGGGGAAAGAUGCGAGCCGAGCUUUGGCGAAGAUGUCCUUUGAGUAGAAUGAUUUGACCGGAGACAUCUCGGGUCUCGGUCCUUUUGAGCUAGAUGCGUUGCAAGACUGGGAAUACAAGUUCAUGAGCAAGUAUGUCAAAGUCGGGACCAUUCUGAAGAAGGAUGGACAAGGCGAAGAAAGUACAGAAGAACCUUCUACCAACACUACUGGAGAAGAAGCUUCCAUUGGCGGCGAAACUUCUACAAGCGUAGAGGAGCGAACUGCAGAAACCAUCGAGAAGAAGGAUGUCGCAAAUGGUGAUGCUGCAAAGGAAGAUUAGUGAGAGUUUUAAGGGGUUUUAAGUUAUAUAUAUAUAUAUAUAUAUAUAGCUCAAUGUGGAAGAAGCAAGCUCAAUAGAUUAAAAAAAUGUAGACUGUGUGUACCUUUUGGAUCUUAUAUUUGACAUCUAAUUCUGGUUAUAAAUUGUUUCUGUUUUUAGACG
This is a messenger RNA of Raphanus sativus (radish), 878 nucleotides long. Its product is annotated as membrane steroid-binding protein 2. Gene Ontology annotation, cellular component: membrane; endomembrane system. NCBI's taxonomy places the organism in Eukaryota, Viridiplantae, Streptophyta, Magnoliopsida, Brassicales, Brassicaceae. The transcript is spliced from 2 exons. The record is from RefSeq and is a predicted model, not a curated record.